This is a messenger RNA of Iphiclides podalirius (scarce swallowtail), 429 nucleotides long. Lineage: Eukaryota; Metazoa; Arthropoda; Insecta; Lepidoptera; Papilionidae. The record is from the annotation of a GenBank genome assembly.
AUGGACGGAGAUCUCGUCGUUGCAGGACUUGAGACGUCACCAGAGGAGUCCGGGUCUGUCCCACAGAGACCCAGGGUGGAGGUACGCAAAUGCCGCCCGGCAAUACCUGCACCUGCUCCACCUAGGGGUAGUGUGGCGCCGCCGAUAGCGGGCAUCUUGGCGGCCCCCUCUUCGGAGACGAGCAGCGGUGCCAGCGCGAGAGAACGGGCCAUGGCUAACUGUUCCAAAUUGGAAUUAUUGGACAUAGUCCGGAAUAGCUUGGACAAUAUAACGUCCAUCGUCACCAGUCCGGAGUCCAAACUUAACAAGACGGACAUCAACGCAGUAGGUGGAUGCGUCAGGGAGGUGCUUGCGGUUGUGGCCGCCCUCAACAUCAGGUUGAGUGAUGCUGAGCACGACGUGGCGGAAGCCAACCUAAUGGCAGCAAAA